Messenger RNA from Biomphalaria glabrata, 890 nucleotides. Its product is annotated as ovalbumin-related protein Y-like. Gene Ontology annotation, molecular function: serine-type endopeptidase inhibitor activity. The transcript has 5 exons. NCBI's taxonomy places the organism in Eukaryota, Metazoa, Mollusca, Gastropoda, Planorbidae. The coding region runs from base 18 to 890 and encodes 290 amino acids. The record is from RefSeq and is a predicted model, not a curated record.
GAUUUGACAACACUAAUAUGGGGACAUCGCUGUUGUUGGCUUGUAUUGGACUGCUUAGCUUUGUCGGUCAACUGGUCUGUGAUCAGCAUCAACAGCAGCAACAGCAUCAACAGCAGCAACAACAGAAACAGCAGCAGCAAUUACUAUUGUCUUCAGCAGCGAAGGAAUUCGUAGAAAAGUUGUAUGAGUAUGACUCUUUAAGACCUAAAAUAGUUUACUCUCCUUACAGCAUACACAGGGCUUUGACUAUGACGUCACUCGGUGCAAGGGGACUUAACGCUGAAGAAAUGAAAGAAGUACUCUGCAUUACGUCCCUUGGUGAUUCGGUGCAUUCUCUUUACAGGGAGCUUACCCAAGAGCUUUCUUCGCGGACUGACGUUACGAUCCAGAUUGGACUCGGUCUCUAUAUUAACCCUUUCUACUCGAUUCGGCCAGAUUUUUCUGAGAGCGUCGCCAGGAAUUAUUUUUCGGAAGUCGCCCAUUUCAACCUGACAGCUGACGGAGGUGCAGAGAGACCAAUUAACGACUAUUUGUUAUCCAAGACACCCAGCUUGACUUGGAGACCGCUUAUAGAUGAUUCCAUUGAGCCCGACACAUCCAUGAUUUUAGUCAACACGGUCGCCUUUAACGGCGCCUGGAGGACAGCGUUUGAUUCACGCUUGACAAGAACAGAACCGCUGAUGCUGUCGUCUCAUUCGGGGAAAGAGGUGGAAAUGAUGCAUGGUGACAUGACUAUCAACUACAAAAGAGAUACACUGAACCGUGUCGAUAUAGCAGAGCUUCCAUUUGUUGGGGACAGAUUCACGUUCUUCAUUGUUUUGCCGAUGAGUGUUGGUGGUCUUAAAAAAUUAGGCAUGUAUUUGUUUCAUUCAAACUCAAUAACAGAAUAG